GUGGUCCCCUUCAUUUCUUGUUCCAUUGUUCUUUGAAAAGCAGAAUAUGGGGAGGGGAAAAUAAGGACUGGUACCCUGAAAGGAUAUCAGCAUGGGAGAAGCAGAUUAAUUUGGAUUAACUCUGUGACAAUUGGAGUUAUUUCUUCUAAGUUUCCUUAAGAAGGAGGUGGAGUAGAAGAUUAUGAAUUUCAAAGAGGACAAUGCUUUCUGCCAGAGGUCCCCAAAAUGAAUUCUCACAUUUCAGCAGUCUUAAAAGAGAUCUUAGAAGAAUGGGAACAAAUAUGGGAAGAGGCAGGGUAUGUGGAGUUCAUAUUGCACACUUCUUCAUCAGUCAAAGAGAAUGUUUGGCAGCAAAGGAUUGAUUUUGAGACAAACACAUAAUAAAAGGAUGCAGAACAAAGAUGUUACAGAGAUGUGAGUCACACCAGGAUAAAAGAAGGACUUUUAAAUGAGGGAGAAGGCUGUUUUAUGUCAGAGGCAUACUAUAGUAGUUUAGUGUAAUGAAUUUUCAUGUUUGCUUCCUUAAAUGCCUCAGAAACAUCAGCAUGAAGAGCUGUAAUGUGGGAUGUCAGGUCCCCUUCUCUAGACAGAGCAGUCAGAGAAACUCAGUGUCCUUACUGUGUCCUAGGAAUGUAAGACAGCCACAUCUGAAACCGUAACACAUUCUGAUUUUCCCAAGUCUUUAUAAAGCUAAAAAAAAAAAAAAAAGCAUUGAGAAUUUAUUGCUUGUUUGUGUCAAAUCCCUCUUUCUACAUCUUUCAUACUAGCAGUGAAUUCUCAUUUCUGUGUUUGCUUAUUUCCAGCAUCACUCAGUUGCCAAGCAAAUGAGCAAAACUCUAAGAUCCAGCAGAAACUGGACUAAUAAGGAAAAAACCCUCAUACUGAAAGAGAAAAUUCUUCCAUAAUAUGAGUAAUAGAAAGUUACAAGCAAGAUGGAUUGCUAUUGGCAUAAAUGUUCUCAUUUCAGAGAAUUUUUUUGCAGCCUGCCCCAGUAUGAAAGUUCUUUUCUAAUUGCAUUGCAGUUCUUUGGGAAGUGUUCGCCUAUGACCAAAAUAGUAGCAGGAAUGUACCAGAGAUGCUUAAACAAUGUUUUCCAGACUCCAGCGGGACCAAGACAGCGUCCGUCCACUGCAAACAUAUUUUUCACAUCUAUUAGUCUUCCAGUGUAACAUAGUUUUUAAAUGUCACAUGGUAUUGCAGCAUCCUAAUAGUAUCUCUUGGGGAAAGUCUUUUUCCCUGACACCAUAUCAGGGAUCCUUAGGAGUAGAAACAGAAAAUAUUAGGCUUGUGAUCCACCUCCACCUGCAGAUUGCCAGCAGCUGCAAGUUGUCAAAUAGAUAUAUUGAUUUAAUUAGUCAAGCUAGAACUGUUGCUUUUUCCACUGAAGCAUGAUCCAAUGAGGUAGUGGUGUUUUUUUAGUACCGUACUGCACAAUUCUCAGCCAGCAUCUGUAACUGUAGUCAGAAAAAAAUACUCAAGUUGUAGCUUUCAAGGAAGUACUGUAUAUAUUCUAUACUUGUACUGUGCAGUAUUUGUACCUGUCUCAAAUACUGGUAUUCACAAAACCUUGUCUACUUAUCCUUGUUUUUCACAUCAGACAAGUGAUUUUACUGUGUAUGUUUGAGAGGAGUAGCAAGGUAGGAAUUGGGAAAGGGGGUAACUGCGUAUAUAUGAACCAGAUAUUUCUUCUGAUCUCCAUAACAAGGGGGCUGUAGUUCCAAUGUAGUCAGCUCUUGGACUCUCCCUGGGCCAUUUAGUUUGAUUUGUCAUUUGUGACCAUUACAGACGUUAUAUGUAUGUACUGCUUUCAGGCCAGAGCUGUAGCGUGCUACAUCCAGAAAUCAAAGGAAAAUACCAGAGUAAUUUGUAAGCGCUGCAAGAAAAUGCUGGGAGAAACAACAUCGUCAGAUACUAUUAAAUAUUAUGUCACCGAGGUGAUUAUUCAACCAUCUGAGGGAAGUUUCAGCCCAAUACCAAGGUCUCAGUUUGUGCAGAGCAUGGUUGCUCAGUGUCUUUUGGAAUUAUCCUCUGCUAAAAGCACAUUUAGAUUCACUGUAAAAGGGGAUAAUGGAAAAACCUAUAUUCUGAUAUGGCUUUUAAAUUCUGACACAUUGCUGGUGGAGUCUUUAGGAAGUUCCUCCUCUCUCAGUGUUCUUACACUGUUUGGAGAUAUUUUCAUGCCUAGCUCUGGACCAGUGGGGACCUGGAAUGCUGUCAAAGUCCUUUACCAGCCAUGCAUUAAAAGCAGAAAUAAGGACCUUGCUGAUGCAUGGGAAAAUGAUAUGGGAGUUCAUCCUUUAAAGUUUCCAUCAGAAACAUGUUUGGAAUUACUGCUAGUGCUGGGUUUGAGCACCGCAUCUCUUCCACCUUCGCUUCGAUGCAUGAACUCUUUUCAGAUAAUUUACCAUGUUUCAACAGCAUAUUUUUUUAGUGGCCUUGCCCUAAGGAAGAAGUUUUAAACAGUAUUUUGGAAGUUGUAGAGCAGACCAAUAUGCUAUAAUAAUUAUACUUCAAGAAUCCAGAAUGAUACCUUAAGGGAGCUCCAGUGCAAACU
Molecule: messenger RNA, 2554 nt
Organism: Chiroxiphia lanceolata (lance-tailed manakin)
Lineage: Eukaryota; Metazoa; Chordata; Aves; Passeriformes; Pipridae
Gene: UBE3D
Product: ubiquitin protein ligase E3D
Exons: 7
Coding region: 1797-2459 (220 amino acids)
Biological process (GO): protein polyubiquitination; protein monoubiquitination; protein autoubiquitination
Cellular component (GO): nucleus; ubiquitin ligase complex; cytosol
Molecular function (GO): cyclin binding; ubiquitin protein ligase activity; ubiquitin conjugating enzyme binding
Source: RefSeq, a predicted model, not a curated record